UAUUUAAAUAUAAAUUUGUCAUAAUAUUGAAAUUAUAUUAUAUAGUUUUUAAAAUUAUUUUUAAUUUUUUGUUCGGAAAUAUACAUUAUAAUAAUAUAUUUUUGAUAACCUUAUGAUGUCUGACAAGAUAGUAAAAAGAGCACCUAAAAAAAAGGGAGCAAAUGCAUAUAAAUUGCCAGAUCCAAUUUCUGCUGGUGAAAUAUUGACAGAUAUGGGAAAAAAACAAUGGAUUCUUGGCGUAUCAAUCGGUAUUGGUGGUUUUGGUGAAAUUUAUUCUGCUGCACCUUAUAAUGGAAAAGUUCCAAAUGAAUAUCCUAAUGUAAUUAAAAUUGAACCACAUGGAAAUGGUCCAUUAUUUGUAGAAAUGCAUUUUUACAUGAGAAAUGCCAAACCAAAUGAAAUUGAUAAUUGGAGAAACAAAAAGAAACUUCCAGCACUUGGUAUGCCUCGAUAUAUUGGCUCUGGUAGUCAUGAAUAUAAAAAAACAAAGUAUCGAUUUAUAGUAAUGGAACGAUAUGGUACAGAUUUAUGGAAAUUAUUUGAAGCAAAUAAUCGAAGAUUUCCAGAACAUACAGUAUACAAAGUAGCUUUACAAAUAAUAAAUGUUCUAGAAUAUAUCCACCAUAAGACAUAUGUACAUGCAGAUAUAAAAGGAGCAAAUUUAUUGUUAGAUUUAAAAUCUAAAAAUCAAGUUUAUCUAGUAGAUUUUGGAUUGGCUUCUCAUUAUACAACAAAAGAUGAAUACAAAUUAGAUCCAAAGAAAGCCCAUAAUGGAACUAUUGAAUAUACUAGUAGAGAUGCACAUAUGGGAGUACCAACAAUGCGCGGAGAUUUUGAAAUUUUGGGUUAUAAUAUGAUUCAGUGGUUAUCUGGGUCACUUUUAUGGGAGAAAAAUUUAUCAGAUCCAAUUACAAUACAAAAACAAAAGGAAAAAGCUUUUGAUAAUAUUCCAGAAUUUUUAAAUCAAUGUUUUCAUGGAACAAUUUCAAAUACUAUACAUAAAUACAUGACUUUAUUAGCAAGUAUAAAAUUUAAUGAAAUACCAGAUUAUGAAAAAUUUAAAAAAAUAUUAAUAGAGGGAUUAAAACAAUUAUCACACAAACCAGAUGGAAAAUUAGAAUUUAAAACUGACAUCAAAAAUGAUAUUUCUCAUAAACAAGUUCCAAAAACUACCCCACAAAAAAUAAAAAAUAUAAUUAAUCGAAAAAGAAAAAGUCCUCGUAUAAAAUCAACAAAAAAUGUAAGUCCUGUGAAAAAUCUUGAUGAUAGCAAUGUAGGAGUCGUAAUAGACAAAAAACGUGGUGGUGUAAAAGAUAUUAAACUAGCAUUAAAUGAAAUUGAGUCUGAUGAAGAAUAUGAUAUAAAAAUAGUUAAAAAAGCAAAAAAAAAUUCUAGUUCUGUAAAUAAAUAUAAUGAGGAAAAAAGUUCAGUUAAAAGCAAGAAAAAAAUUAAUUAUAUUCACAAUGAAUCUGAUUCUGAACCAAAGAUAAUAUCAAAAGGUACUAAAUCACGGCCCAUAAAUAUUCGAAAUGCAACAUCUAAAAGUGCAAGAGCAAAAAUAAUUCAAGAAAGUGCAUCUGAGGAAGACAUGUUUAGCACAUAAUUAUAAAUAUGACGUUUAUCAUCGCCUAAAUAAAUAAUAUUUUCUACAACUUCCUGUGACAUUGCAGUUGGCUGAUUAUUAUCAACAUGUAACUUUACUCUAUAAAAAUAAA
This is a messenger RNA of Apis laboriosa (Himalayan honeybee), 1715 nucleotides long. Its product is annotated as serine/threonine-protein kinase VRK1-like. The coding region runs from base 113 to 1603 and encodes 496 amino acids. Gene Ontology annotation, cellular component: cytoplasm; nucleus. Gene Ontology annotation, molecular function: ATP binding; protein serine/threonine kinase activity. The record is from RefSeq and is a predicted model, not a curated record. Lineage: Eukaryota; Metazoa; Arthropoda; Insecta; Hymenoptera; Apidae. The transcript has 8 exons. Gene Ontology annotation, biological process: signal transduction; peptidyl-serine phosphorylation.